This is a messenger RNA of Oncorhynchus keta (chum salmon), 2213 nucleotides long. Its product is annotated as ectonucleoside triphosphate diphosphohydrolase 2-like. Gene Ontology annotation, cellular component: plasma membrane. The record is from RefSeq and is a predicted model, not a curated record. Gene Ontology annotation, molecular function: GDP phosphatase activity; UDP phosphatase activity. Gene Ontology annotation, biological process: nucleoside diphosphate catabolic process. NCBI's taxonomy places the organism in Eukaryota, Metazoa, Chordata, Actinopteri, Salmoniformes, Salmonidae. Bases 503 to 1726 code for a protein of 407 amino acids. The transcript is spliced from 8 exons.
GAGGAAUCUCUAGUUAUGUGGGACAGCAGGGAGCAGCAGGGAGAAGCCUCCAAGUUUGCCUGGACCAAGCCAUGCAGGAUAUCCCCAGAGCCAGGCACCACCUCACACCUGUCUACCUCGGAGCCACCGCUGGCAUGAGGCUCCUCAAGGAGCCAUCAUUGGGAGGCAUGAGGCACUACUUCGGGACCUUUUGGAAGGGCUUCGUUCCCUGACGGAACGCCUUGGAUGGAGGCGGCUCAGACUACUGCAAGUACAUCAUAACUCCCGUAGUGUGGCAGACUUCGCAGUAGAUUUUCAAACAUUGGCCGCCGAGAGUUCCUGGAAUACGGAGGUUCUGUUCGGCACCUUCCUCCACGGACUGUCGGAGGGGAUAAAGGACGAGCUCGGGAAAUACCACUGGAUCUCGAUUCUCUCAUUGCCCCUUUCGAUUAGGAUUGAGGGCGCCUACGAGAACGGCGGUGUGAGAUGAGGUCGGGCCUCGGGAACACUUGUUCAUUUGUUGAUGUUGGUGCAUGCCCUAAGGAAUCCGAAAAUCCUAGACGUGUGUAUUUCCGAGGAGAGCCGAAAACACCCAACAAGAAUCAUUGGCGAUGGUAUCUCCAGCCCUGUCCAGUCAGCCCAGGUUUUACAGGAAGUGGGUCAUAAAAUCCAGUCAUAUCCAUUUAACUACCAGGGGGCAGCCAUCUUAAGUGGCCAGGAGGAGGGAGCAUACGGCUGGGUCACUGUCAACUAUCUCUUGGAGAACUUCAUCAAGUAUGGCUUUGUGGGCCGUUGGCUGAGCCCGGGCAGACAGACGGUGGGGGCGCUGGACUUUGGUGGGGCGUCGACCCAGAUCACCUUUGUGACCAAGGAUGAGGUGGAAGAUGAGAGUGACAGGGUGAAGCUACGUCUGUAUGGCCAUGACUACUCCCUGUACACACACAGCUUCCUGUGCUACGGACAAGACCAGGUCCUCAAACGCCUACUGGCUCACCUGGUGACGACUCAGGGUCACACAGGGACAGUGGCCCAUCCGUGCUUCCCUGCAGGCUACAUUGUCACCAUGAAGCUGGGGACAUUGUUUGACUCUCCCUGCACGGUGGCCCAGACACCCAGCUAUAGUUACAAUCCCCAGGCAGCCCUGUCUGUGAAGGGCACUGGCGAUUAUGAUCAUUGCCUGGGCAAUAUUACUGAGAUAUUUUCCUUCCACAGCUGCCCCUUCUCCCAGUGCUCCUUUGAUAAGGUGUUCCAGCCCAAUAUCAGUGGCAGCUUCAUGGCGUUCUCUGCCUUCUUCUACAUUCACCAGUUCCUACAGACUACUACAGGAAUCCCUGUCACCACCCCUGCCCAACUGGAAGAGGCAGCCCAAUCUAUCUGUAACAUGAGCAUCAAUGAGAUGUUGGUGCUGGCCCCAGAUCAGGAGCCUCGUCUGCAGGACUUCUGUGCUGCCUCUGUGUUCACCAAGGUGCUCUUCACGAGAGGCUAUGGCUUUGAUGAGAUCUCAUUUCCCCACAUUUCCUUCCAGAAAAAGGCAGGGGAUGCCUCUGUGGGCUGGGCCCUGGGCUACAUGCUCAGUCUGAGCAGUCUGCUGCCGGGGGAGAGUGUGGGCCUGAGGAAGGCCCUGAAACCUGGAGCCUGGGCUGCCCUGCUCUUCCUCUUAGUCCUUCUCCCCGCCACCGCCCUGAUGUAUGUUUCCCUCCAAGCCUGCCGCAGGAAGAAGAAAGGAAGCAGUGACACUGCCAGCUAAUCAUCAUAAGGGACUUCCAAUGACACCUGCUUUCACUUUGUUUGGAGGAAAGAUGGCAAACUCUUUGUAAGGGUGCUGGUGGUACAAUCCUGGACCCAAGAGUGCGUAGAUAACUGUAUCAUGAAGAAGAUAUAAUGUUGUAUAAAGUGUUGAUCAUCUUUACACUGAGAUAUAACAAGUGAGUUCUCCCCGGCUGUCAACACAUUUAAUAUAUCCUUUUUUUUAUGUAUACUUUAACAAACAGUUUUUUUUAUGGACAAGUAUGCAUUGUAGUCUAUAAUUAAUGUUCAACAUCACUCUCACAACAUGUUACCCAACAUUUAAGUAUAAUUUGUUUGUGCUUUAUAUUCAUUCUGUAUUUUGUAUUCUGAUAACAAAAAAUCAACUAUGUCUUGUACAUGGAGUGGCCUUUUCAGAAUAUAUGUUAGUAUUCAUGUGUUUCAUACGUCAUAUUGACUACAACUGACUAAAACUAUAAGUACCAUCA